CACUUGAUAUUCGAUACUUGAUAGCGAUUUUUGGAUUGCUUCGAUAUAUGGUAUCCCUAAAUCCUAAUUUAUAAAUUAUUCAGAAAAUUUAGCUUGUGAGGUGUCCUGUUUAUUUCUUAAAAUGUUUAUUUCGAGUGCUUUAAUUGUUUCCAAAACAAUGCAUUUCUCCACCCUCAGCCUCUCAUCAAGUGCCUCUCAAAGGGUUUCUUGAAUAUUUUUUUUUUAGUUAUAUUCUCCUAAUUAGAUAAAUCUUCGUAUUUAAUAUUAUUUUCGAUAUAUUUUUUAUUUAUCUAUCUUUUAUGUUGGCAAUAACUGUCUUAUCUCUGCUCAAGAUAAUACACCACUCGCCAAAUCAGUUUCUUUAUAACACUUGUAAAGUUACUCUGUAGAUUUAUAAAUUUUAAGUGCUCGUAAUUUGUAAAUUUCCCAAUAAACUCAAAUAUGGCUUCAAGUGACCCAGAAAUAAAAGAUGGAUUUAGUCUGCCGGUUUGGAUGAAGACAAAACCAUCCAGAGAGUUUGAACCGUUUGCCUCAUCACCACCAGCUCCAGAGGACACAUUCUUCUAUAUCCGCUAUCCGAAAUCUGACGUGCUUUUGGGGAAGCCCAAGUUCAACACAGAUAUACCUAAGGCUCUGAACGAGCCCAAGGACUUCGCGCAGUACGUGAUCAAGGACCAGGAUUGGUCCAAACACACCAAACCAUGCCAAGAGGUGCUUAACGGCAUCGCACCCAUUAACACCGCGGUGAAGUCUGUGAACGUCAAGCCGAAGCCGGCGGGAACGGACGAUGGUUUCAAAGGGGAGGGGGCGGCCUGCGGCAGUUCAGUCGUCAAGGUAGCGCACCAGAUGAUCUCGUCCCGAGGCUUCACAGUCGCUACUCCGGCCGACUCAGCCCCUGAACCGGUACCGCGUCUGAGUCGUCGUGGUAGUCGCAGUCUUCCCGCCACACCCGCAACCUCUCCACACGGAAGCCCUACAAGCAGACGAAGAAUGGUUGGCAAUCGUUACUUUACAUCACCAUUUGAACCGUCUGAAGAUGCCAGUCGAAGCUCCUGGCUGACAAUGGCCCUGCUCGGCUUCAAGAAAGAUUUGACCACCUCCACAUCAACCCUCGCUGAAGAAGAGGCCGAACAUCGGUUACAAUGCGGCAGUCUGGCAGAAUCUGUUGAGAACUUGGGCCCUUCUAAACAAGAGCCCAAGUUGAUAAAUGAAGCUACACCUUCCAAAACAUCCAAACCAGCCAACAGUUACCGCCCCAAGCCAUCAGAGCUCCGAGAAAUGAAUUUCUGGUCUCCGACGUCCAUGUGAAACAAAAAUAUGACACUCUGGUUCAUAUUAUCUCCGCAUAACAUUUAAAUGCGGAUAUCUGACAAUGUCCUUGUGAUUUAUUUAUAUUAAUUAUGUAUUAACAUGGGGACGAGACUAACGCAAUGUUCUGUGUUAUUGUAUAUGAUGACAUUCAACUGUAGAUAAAAUAUAUCUUUGGAAUUUUAACAUUGAAAAAAAAAAAUAAUCUUUUUAUAUCUGUGAUGUGAACAUAAGUGCAACAACAGAUACAUUAACAACUGACAUUAAUGUAUGAAAAAAUAUAUGUAUAAUUACGUUUUUAUUAAUUCUUAUUUAAGAUUAUUCUACAAUAAAUAUUCCAUUAUUUGUAAGAUCAUCACUCAUGCGAUUUAAUAUUUGUUUUUGCACUUCUGGUUUUCUUUAGACUUGUCAUGCCAUGUCAUGUUAGUGGUAAGUUGGAUUAGGUUUCACUCGGAAUUCAUUAUUUUUUUAUGAAUUUUAAGAAAUUUACUAGCAAAGAAUGGUGUUUCGGAAGGAAAUGAUGAUUUAAAUUUAAUGUUGGACGAGAUUGAAGAUUGUGGAUGUGUUUGACGCUACUGGUUUCUGUGUCAUGUCACCGGUGAGAUUAUAUUGGAUUUGAAAUUAUAUAAUUGAGAAACAGGGAUGGGACGAAUGAUUUGUUUACGAACGGAUUUAAUACUAGAUUUACUAUAAUAUAAAAUUACUUGUCCACUUCGGUCGAAAUUAAAAUAGAUGCUAUUUCAAUCCGUGGUGUAGUUAUCGAGAGCAGAUUUACAUUAAGUGACCAAUGUUAGACGGCUUUAUAUUCUGAAUCACGAAUUUAAAAUAUGUAUUACUAAUAAACGAUUUUAAACACGAAUAGUUCUUGUCACAAAA
This is a messenger RNA of Danaus plexippus (monarch butterfly), 2184 nucleotides long. RefSeq lists its product as uncharacterized. The coding region runs from base 442 to 1308 and encodes 288 amino acids. The record is from RefSeq and is a predicted model, not a curated record. Lineage: Eukaryota; Metazoa; Arthropoda; Insecta; Lepidoptera; Nymphalidae. The transcript is spliced from 7 exons.